This is a messenger RNA of Pseudophryne corroboree (corroboree frog), 8380 nucleotides long. RefSeq lists its product as uncharacterized. Gene Ontology annotation, cellular component: nucleus. Lineage: Eukaryota; Metazoa; Chordata; Amphibia; Anura; Myobatrachidae. The record is from RefSeq and is a predicted model, not a curated record. Gene Ontology annotation, biological process: regulation of gene expression. Bases 120 to 7352 code for a protein of 2410 amino acids. The transcript has 19 exons.
CUUCCGGACUGUGCGGUCCACAUGCAGGAAGUGAGUUUUCAUCGACUGCUGCAGCCUCCCAGUGUCCGUGGAGAUCAGAAACUCCAGCUGUGAGGAACGGAGACUUUAUUACACAUCACAUGUUCUGUAUUCUCUCUGACUCACCGAGGAUGGACAAGGACAGGAGUCACAGGACUGAGAGGAUAAUAAAUAUCACCCUGGAGAUCAUCUACCUGCUUACUGGGGAGGAUUACACAAUAGUGAAGAAGACAUCCAAUGAGUGUGAGACACCCAGUAGCCAUCCCCGUGUUUCAGGAGGACUGAGUAGAACCCAGAGCACCAUCACGGUGCCUCCACCUCACUCACUGACACAUGAGAGACACAAUGACCAGAAGAUCCUGGAACUCGCCAACAAGAUCAUUCAGCAGCUGACUGGAGAGGAGGGGGAGUAUAUAGAGGAACACGGGGGUCUGUACAAGGACGUGAUGAUGGAGAAUCACCGGCCCCUCACAUCACUGGAUGGACCCAGUAACAGAGAUACCCCAGAGAGAUGUCCCCGUCCUCUGUAUUCCCAGGAUUGUACAGAGGAGAAUCACAGGAUCCCACAGGAGGAUCAGGUAGAACGUCUGUCUGAUAUUAAAAUAGAAGCUAUAGAGGGAGAAGAAGAGACGUAUGUGACUGAUAUAAAGGUAGAAGAUAUAGAGGGAGAAGAAGAGACGUAUGUGACUGAUAUAAAGGAAGAAGAUAUAGAGGGAGAAGAAGAGACGUAUGUGACUGAUAUAAAGGCAGAAGAUACAGAGGGAGAAGAAGAGACGUAUGUGACUGAUAUAAAGGCAGAAGAUAUAGAGGGAGAAGAAGAGACGUAUGUGACUGAUAUGAAGGCAGAAGAUACAGAGAGAGAAGAAGAGACGUAUGUGACUGAUAUAAAGGCAGAAGAUGUAGAGGGAGAAGAAGAGACGUAUGUGACUGAUAUAAAGGCAGAAGAUGUAGAGGGAGAAGAAGAGACGUAUGUGACUGAUAUAAAAGCAGCAGAUAUAGAGGGAGAAGAAGAGACGUAUGUGACUGAUAUAAAGGCAGAAGAUGUAGAGGGAGAAGAAGAGACGUAUGUGACUGAUAUAAAGGCAGAAGAUGUAGAGGGAGAAGAAGAGACGUAUGUGACUGAUAUAAAGGCAGCAGAUAUAGAGGGAGAAGAAGAGACGUAUGUGACUGAUAUAAAGGUAGAAGAUACAGAGGGAGAAGAACAGACGUAUGUGACUGAUAUGAAGGCAGAAGAUAUAGAGGGAGAAGAAGAGACGUAUGUGAGGGGUGAUCAGCAGUGUAAGGAGGAGGAAAUCCCUACAGAUAUCAGCACAGCAGAUGGACACACAAGCAGGAAUAUCUCCGAAGGACAUCUAAUGUUAUCCCCGGAUUGUGUCAUAAAAGAUAAUGACAGUAGACAGGAUUCUCCAGGAGAUAACCCCAUUACCCCAAUUGUACAUCCAGCUCUAUCAGCUGAUCCCUCUGAUCCUGGGAAAUGUUCUCCUGAUCACUCUGAUAUUGGUGCAUCUGUUACAGCACUGACAGUAGAUACAGUGUUUCCCUGUUCUAUAGAUGCCAAAUGUUUUACACAAAACACAAAGCCUAUUACCCAUCAGACAGGUAAGGCAGGUGAGAGGCCAUUUCCAUGUUCUAAGUGUGGGAAAUGUUUUGCACAGAAAUCAUCUCUUGUUAUACAUGAGAGAAGUCACACAGGUAAGAAGCCAUUUUCAUGUUCUGAGUGUGGGAAAUGUUUUACAUCCAAAUCAUAUUUUGUUAUACAUCAGAAAACUCACAUAGGUGAGAGUCCAUUUACAUGUUCUGAGUGUGGGAAAUGUUUUACACGUAAAUCACAUCUUGUUCAACAUGAGAGAAGUCACACCGGUGAGAAGCCAUUUUCAUGUUCUGAGUGUGGGAAAUGUUUUACACGGAAAUCACAUCUUGUUCAACAUGAGAGAAGUCACACCGGAGAGAAGCCAUUUUCAUGUUCUGAAUGUGGAAAACGUUUUUCACACAAGUCUUGUCUUGUUAUACAUGAGAGAAAUCACACCGGAGAGGGGCCAAUUUCAUGUUCUGAGUGUGGGAAAUGUUUUGCACAGAAAUCAACUCUUGUUAGACAUGAGAGAAGUCACACCGGAGAGAAGCCAUUUACAUGUUCUGAGUGUGGGAAAUGUUUUUCACUAAAAUCAAAUCUUGUUCAACAUGAAAGAAGUCACACUGGAGAGAAGCCAUUUUCUUGUUCUGAGUGUGGAAAAGGUUUUUCACACAAGUCAUAUCUUGUUAUACAUGAGAGAAGUCACACCGGAGAGAAGCCAUUUUCAUGUUCUGAGUGUGGAAAAGGUUUUUCACACAAGUCAUAUCUUGUUAUACAUGAGAGAAGUCACACAGGUGAGAAGCCAUUUGCAUGUUCUGAGUGUGGAAAAGGUUUUUCACACAAGUCCUAUCUUGUUAGACAUGAAAGAAGUCACACAAGUGAGAAGCCAUUUUCAUGUUCUGAGUGUGGCAAAUGUUUUAUACGGAAAUCACAUCUUGUUAGACAUGAGAGAAGUCACACAGGUGAGAAGCCAUUUUCAUGUACUGAGUGUGGGAAAGGGUUUAUACAAAAAUCACAUCUUGGCCCUCAUUCCGAGUUGAUCGGUCGCAAGGCGAAUUUAGCAGAGUUACACACGCUAAGCCGCCGCCUACUGGGAGUGAAUCUUAGCUUCUUAAAAUUGCGACCGAUGUAUUCGCAAUAUUGCGAUUAUGUUUCUAAGUGGAAUGACAUCACACAGGAUGAGACUGUACCAUUUCCUAACACGGGCAGUUUUGACCCCGUAGUACUUCAAUGCCUUGAGAAACGGGUAAAGUCAGUUAUAAAACCUAAUGAGCGCAUUAAACAUUUGCAAGUUUUAGAUUUCUGGAAAAAGGAAAUGUGUAACUGGACUGCAGAUAAUGACCAAGCCAGCAUAGAUACUGACAGUGAGACCAGAGCACUGAAUACUAUGCACACAAUGAAAUUACCGGCUAGGGCAGAAGUGAACAAUGGAGAAGACAGAGUUGUAAGCCCGACUGUACCAGCUUCCUCAGGUGAGGUCAGUUACCCACUAUCAAAAACUGAUCUGUUAAGUGUAAAAGCUGGAUUCCCAGAUCCGCGGAAAGAUUCAGAUGCCACUUGUAGGUACCUCUCACAGGAGUAUUAUGUACAUAAGUUUCCUUGCAGGGAUCUAGAACAGAUAUUAUAUACUUUACCUGAGGAUUUAGCACAAUCCCUCACAACCAGUAUUGUUCUCUCUGCAAAUGAUUAUGGUGACCCAAAUAAAGGAAAGAUAGAUGCACUUAAUGCUAAGCUGCGUGACCUAUACCCACCAGUCCUCAAAUGGGACGAUUUGUUCACAAUCAAACAGGCAGACACUGAAACAGUAGAUAAGUAUUUUGAUAGAUUUAAGUUAGUGGUGCCCACAUUUACUGCUGGAGAAGUGAUAGUUAAACCAAAUGAGGCUCGUUCCAUGCUAGUUCCAUGUUUUGUGGAAGUUCUUGUUGUAGAUCAGAUUGCUCCUACACAACCCCAGCAACAGACACAUAUAACAAAUCCCCAGAGAGUCCAAAACAGUCAGGGACCACCUGUGCAAAACCUUUGGGACCCCAGACAGCCAAGGCAUAGCCAGCAAAAGAGAAAUUCAUGGCAGGGACAACAAGGAGCAUCCAACGCACCAGCAAACUUGCUUAGCCGUGACCUACUAUGUAAACUCAAAGGCACCAUUUACUGCACUGCGGAUGGUAUUUAUUUAGACAUUCCUAAAUCGUUAAAAAGCAAUGCACAAGCGCUGUUAGACACACCAGUCCCACUCCUGUCAUUGCACCUUGAGCAAACCAACUCCCAUAUGCGUGAAACCAUACUGGAAGCAGUUCCUAGCUGCUUAUGUGCAAAUUAUAAGGAUGAGACAGAGGAGGAAUCCUGGGAAGACUCAGUGUCCCUGUUGACUUUCCUCACCUCCAUGGGGUUGAAGGCCAGCAAAGCCAAAUUGCAGCUGUCCCAGCAGAAAGUCAUAGAAGAGACAGGCCUAAACUGGGUAGAGGCACUGCCCAUCGUACUACACAGCAUUAGAGUGACUCCCAAACCUCUCAGUCUGUCCCCUUAUGAGGUGUUAUUCGGAAAACAUCCCAACCUGAUGAUAGGCCCAGAAGAAAGCCACUCCACCCUACACGAUCUAACCACAAAAUAUGUCCUAGACUUGCAUGAACAAUUCAAACAGAUAUACAAGGGACUAAUUCUCUCUAAAGCUGCUAAUCAAAGUGACUUGAAAUGCCAUGAUGUGAAACCAGGAGAAUUUGUGAUGGUUAGAAAUUUCUUACGCUCUAGUUCAUUUGUAGACAGGUGGGAGGGCCCAUACCAAGUACUGUUGACCAUGCCCACGGCUAUAAAGGUGGCAGAGAAAUCGGCUUGGAUACAUGCAUUGCAUUGCAAGAAAGUGACUGAGGACGGAAAGAGCAAAGAGUCCCAGAAAAGCCCACCAGAGGAAGAAGCUGCAGAAACAUUGAACUUGCAGGCUCUUUUUGAGGAACCCCAAAGAAAUGCAGAAGAUAGAAUUGCUACCAGGAAAAAUAUCACCUUUAUAGACAUUAACAUGGAAACAUUAGGGACCAACAACCCGGAAGAUAAAAUCGGGCAGUAUCUCACCACCAGGUAUAAGCUGGAGAUCCAGCCUAGUAUAUCUGAAAAGAACUGUUGGGAUAUUGUUGCAGAGAUUGCCAUCCCCAUCGGCAAUACAUUGAACAGUGCGAGAAUGGGUUUCAUCCCUGGCCAGGAAAGCCAGGCAACUGACCCCCAGCUCUGCCUGAAAGUACUGCCUGUGACUGGAGAACAGCAGCCUACGCUUGGAUUUAUCAAAGAGUAUCAUUGUGGGUGUCAGGUGUCUAUAAGGUGUCAGGUUGUCACUGUCUAUGUCUCCAUGCAGAAGGGGGAGUAUAUAGAGGAACACAGGGGUCUGUACAAGGACGUGAUGAUGGAGAAUCACCGACCCCUCACAUCACUGGAUGGGCCCAGUAACAGAGAUACCCCAGAGAGAUGUCCCCGUCCUCUGUAUUCCGAGGAUUGUACAGAGGAGAAUCACAGGAUCCCACAGGAGGAUCAGGAAGAACGUCUGUCUGAUAUAAAGUCAGAAGAUGUAGAGGGAGAAGAAGAGACGUAUGUGGCUGAUAUAAAGGCAGCAGAUACAGAGGGAGAAGAAGAGACGUAUGUGACUGAUAUAAAGGUAGAAGAUAUAGAGGGAGAAGAAGAGACGUAUGUGGCUGAUAUAAAGGCAGAAGAUACAGAGGGAGAAGAAGAAACGUAUGUGACUGAUAUGAAGGCAGAAGAUAUAGAGGGAGAAGAAGAGACGUAUGUGACUGAUCUAAAGGCAGAAGAUAUAGAGGGAGAAGAAGAGACGUAUGUGACUGAUAUGAAGGGAGAAGAAGAGACGUAUGUGACUGAUAUAAAGGCAGAAGGUACAGAGGGAGAAGUAGAGACGUAUGUGACUGAUAUAAAGGAAGAAGAUAUAGGCGGAGAAGAAGAGAUGUAUGUGACUGAUAUGAAGGCAGAAGAUAUAGAGGGAGAAGAAGAGACGUAUGUGACUGAUAUAAAGGCAGAAGAUACAGAGGGAGAAGAAGAGACGUAUGUGACUGAUAUAAAGGCAGAAGAUACAGAGGGAAAAGAAGAGACGUAUAUGACUGAUAUGAAGACAGAAGAUAUAGAGGGAGAAGAAGAGACGUAUGUGAGGGGUGAUCAGCAGUGUAAGGAGGAGGAGAUCCCUACAGAUAUCAGCACAGCAGGUGGACACACAAGCAGGAAUAUCUCAGAAGGACAUCUAAUGUUAUCCCCGGAUUGUGACAUAAAAGAUAAUGACAGUAGACAGGAUUCUCCAGGAGAUCACCCCAUUACCCCAAUUAUACAUCCAGCUCUAUCAGCUGAUCCCCCUGAUCCUGGGAAAUGUUCUCCUGAUCACUCUGAUAUUGGUGCAUCUGUUACAGCUCUGACAGUAGAUACAGUGUUUCCGUGUUCUGUAGAUACACAGAACACAAAUCUUAUUAACCCACACACAGGUAAGGCAGGUGAAAGGCCACUGAUAUGUUCAGAGUGUGGGAAAUGUUUUACAUACAAAUCAGAUCUUGUUACACAUCAGAGAAGUCACACAGGUGAGAGGCCAUUUCCAUGUUCUGAGUGUGAGAAAUGUUUUACAAAGAAAUCAGAUCUUAUUAGACAUCAGCGAAGUCACACAGGUGAGAAGCCAUUUUCUUGCUCUGAGUGUGGGAAAUGUUUUACACAGAAAGCAAAUCUUGUUAUACAUCAGAGAUGUCACGCAGGUGAGAAGCCAUUUUCAUGUUCUGAGUGUGGGAAAUGUUUUACACAGAAAGCAAAUCUUGUUAUACAUCAGAGAAGUCAAACAGGUGAGAAGCUGUUUUCUUGCUCUGAGUGUGGGAAAUGUUGUGUAAGUAAAUCACAUCUUGUUAUACAUCACAGAAGUCACACAGGUGAGAAGCCAUUUUCAUGUUCUGAGUGUGGGAAAUGUUUUGCACUUAAAUCAUAUCUUGUUAGACAUCAGAGAAAGCACACAGGUGAGAAGCCAUUUUCUUGCUCUGAGUGUGGGAAAUGUUUUACACAGAAAGCACAUAUUGUUAAACAUCAGAGAUGUCACACAGGUGAGAAACCAUUUCCAUGUUCUGAGUGUGGGAAAUGUUUUGCACUUAAAUCAUAUCUUGCUACCCAUCAGCAAAGUCACACAGGUGAGAAGGCAUUUCCAUGUUCUGAGUGUGGGGAAUGUUUUGCAUUUAAAUCAUAUCUUGUUAGACAUCAGAGAAAGCACACAGGUGAGAAGCCAUUUUCUUGCUCUGAGUGUGGGAAAUGUUUUACACAGAAACCACAUCUUGUUAAACAUCAGAGAUGUCACACAGGUGAGAAACCAUUUCCAUGUUCUGAGUGUGGGAAAUGUUUUGCACUUAAAUCAUAUCUUGCUACCCAUCAGCAAAGUCACACAGGUGAGAAGGCAUUUCCAUGUUCUGAGUGUGGGAAAUGUUUUGCACUUAAAUCAGCUCUUGUUAGACAUAACAGAAGUCACACAGGUGAGAAGCCAUUUUCUUGCUCUGAGUGUGGGAAAUGUUUUACACAGAAAGCAAAUCUUGUUAUACAUCAGAGAUGUCACGCAGGUGAGAAGCCAUUUUCAUGUUCUGAGUGCGGGAAAUGUUUUACCCAGAAAUCAAGUCUUGUUAUACAUCAGAGAAAGCACACAGGUGAGAAGCCAUUGUCUUGCUCUGAGUGCGGGAAAAGUUUUACCUGGAAAUCAAGUCUUGUUAUACAUCAGAGAAGUCACACAGGUGAGAGACCAUUUCUAUCCUCUGAGAAAUAAAUCAGCUCUUGUUGCACACAAUAGACAUCACUCAGGUGAGCAACCAUUUUAAUCUUCUGGAGUAUACCUAUCAUUGCCAUGUGUUGUUCUUCAAGUUUCUUAUCCUAUCUCCUAUGCUUUUUGCAAUAUACAUGUUACCAUUGGGUGAAAUAAUCAGAUGUCAUGCCCUCAUCUACCAUUGCUAUACAGAUGACCUGUCUUUGCUUCAGGUACUGAGAACCCAGUACCAAUCCUAAAUGGUUGUCUAGCUGAGCUCCAGGUGUGGGUGAUGCCAGAUGGCUGUGACUCAGUCCUGGUGAAACAGGUCCAUAUGGUAGGAGCUCACCAACAAAGGGCAGGGCUACAGUUCAGCUUUGCAAACCAACCAGACUUACACUUGGGGGUUCAGAGUUACAAAAUGCUGAUCAUGUGCGGAAUCUUGGUGUCCUGGAUGGUGGAGUGACACUUAGACAUCAGUAUCUGCCACAAUCAGAUUUUCAUCUGAGGAACAUAGCCAGACUCCAACACUUUAUUCCCUCAGAUCUACCUACAGUCAUACAUGCACUUGUAUUAUCACGCAUAGACUACUGCAAUGUCCUCUACCUGGGUCACCUAGCAAAAGAAUCGCACCGGUUGUAGCAUGUACAGAAUGUAGCAGCCAGGCUGUUACCUAACCAGCCCGUUCCUGCCACAUAACACCCAUUCUCUGCUCCCUUCACCGGCUGCCUGUAAGAUGGUGACUCUUUCAUAAUCUUACUGACUCUCCCAGCCCUACAUGACCAGGGUCCAUGGUACCAGAAGCAGCUUCUGCCUCCUUACUGCCCUGUUUCUUCCAUCUGCAGAUGAUGAACUGUUACCAGCAGUACCAAGAAUCCCCAAGCAGUGCUGAGAUGUCGGGGGAGACAGGGUGGUGACACUAGUGCAGUAGUGGGGGCUGCCGGAGGCACGGUCUGUGGGUAAUAUUGUCCCCAAACAGUGCUGAGGUGUCAGAGUGGAGACAGGGCAGUGGCAGUAGUUGGAGGAGACAGGGCGGGUGGCAGUAGUUGGGG